Molecule: messenger RNA, 8333 nt
Organism: Artibeus jamaicensis (Jamaican fruit-eating bat)
Lineage: Eukaryota; Metazoa; Chordata; Mammalia; Chiroptera; Phyllostomidae
Gene: MID2
Product: midline 2
Exons: 10
Coding region: 413-2560 (715 amino acids)
Molecular function (GO): zinc ion binding; protein binding
Source: RefSeq, a predicted model, not a curated record
UGUCUUUUUUUUUCUCUGCUGCGGCGGAAAUGACAGUGUGGUGUUGCCUCUGUGUCAUGGUGCUACCCUUGGGCUGCGGGGGCGAAAACUCUUAAGUUUGGCUCCAGAGACCCAGGCGCAGGAUCGUCUCGGCUGACUUGAGGUCCCUGGCGGGGCGCACAGGCGGGAGGAUCCCGGAUGCUGCGCGGCGGCAGCGGCUAAGACGAAGGCGGGCGGCGGCCUAGAGGGGCGGCGGUAGCUGCGGCAGCGGCGGGGGAGCUCACGCAGGAGCCCGAGCCAGGUCCAGGUGGAAGCAGGCGAGCGUUCUGCGCCCUGGGGCGCGCUCAGGAGAUGGCUGGCACCCGGGAACGCUCUGGAUGAAAGCCCAGCUUCUGUGGUUGUUAAUGCUUCAGCAGGAUUAUUUUCACUAAAGAUGGAAACAUUGGAGUCUGAAUUGACCUGUCCAAUCUGUCUAGAGUUGUUUGAAGACCCCCUUCUGCUCCCUUGUGCUCAUAGCCUCUGCUUCAGCUGUGCCCAUCGUAUCUUGGUCUCCAGCUGCAGCUCUGGUGAACCCAUUGAACCCUUUACUGCUUUCCAGUGUCCUACGUGCAGGUAUGUUAUCUCACUGAACCACCGGGGUCUAGACGGCCUCAAGAGGAAUGUAACUCUGCAGAACAUUAUUGACCGCUUCCAGAAGGCUUCAGUCAGUGGGCCCAAUUCCCCAAGUGAGAGCCGCCGGGAGAGAACUUACAGGCCCAGCACCACCAUGUCUAGUGAGCGAAUUACUUGCCAAUUCUGUGAACAGGACCCACCAAGGGAUGCAGUGAAAACGUGCAUCACCUGUGAGGUCUCCUACUGUGACCGUUGCCUGCGGGCCACACACCCCAAUAAGAAACCUUUCACCAGCCACCGCCUGGUGGAACCAGUGCCAGAUGCACAUCUUCGAGGGAUCACCUGCCUGGACCAUGAGAAUGAGAAAGUGAACAUGUAUUGCGUAUCUGAUGACCAAUUGAUCUGUGCCUUAUGCAAACUGGUGGGGCGUCACCGAGACCAUCAGGUUGCAUCACUGAAUGAUCGAUUUGAGACACUCAAGCAAACUCUGGAGAUGAACCUCACCAACUUGGUUAAGCGAAACAGUGAACUAGAAAAUCAAAUGGCCAAGCUAAUACAGAUCUGCCAGCAGGUUGAGGUGAAUACUGCUAUGCAUGAGGCAAAACUUAUGGAAGAAUGUGACGAGUUGGUAGAGAUCAUCCAGCAGAGGAAGCAAAUGAUUGCUGUCAAAAUCAAAGAGACAAAGGUUAUGAAACUGAGAAAGUUGGCACAGCAGGUUGCUAAUUGCCGCCAGUGUCUUGAACGAUCAACAGUCCUUAUCAACCAAGCUGAGCAUAUCUUGAAAGAAAAUGACCAAGCACGGUUUCUCCAGUCUGCAAAAAAUAUUGCUGAGAGGGUCACUAUGGCAACUGCAUCUUCUCAAGUUCUGAUUCCAGACAUCAAUUUUAAUGAUGCCUUUGAAAACUUUGCUUUAGACUUUUCCAGAGAAAAGAAAUUGCUGGAGGGGCUAGAUUAUUUAACAGCCCCAAACCCACCAUCUAUCCGAGAGGAACUCUGUACUGCCUCCCAUGACACCAUUACAGUCCACUGGAUAUCAGAUGAUGAAUUCAGCAUCAGCUCCUAUGAGCUUCAGUACACCAUAUUCACUGGCCAGGCUAACUUCAUCAGUAAGUCAUGGUGUAGUUGGGGCCUGUGGCCAGAGAUAAGGAAAUGUAAGGAAGCAGUAAGCUGCUCAAGAUUGGCCGGGGCGCCACGAGGCCUGUAUAAUUCGGUGGAUAGCUGGAUGAUUGUGCCCAACAUUAAGCAGAACCAUUACACAGUGCAUGGACUCCAGAGUGGGACACGCUACAUCUUCAUUGUUAAAGCCAUAAAUCAAGCAGGCAGCCGGAACAGUGAACCUACCCGACUAAAAACAAACAGCCAACCCUUUAAACUGGAUCCCAAAAUGACUCACAAGAAGUUGAAAAUCUCAAAUGAUGGAUUGCAGAUGGAGAAAGAUGAAAGCUCUCUGAAGAAAAGCCAUACCCCAGAGAGAUUUAGUGGCACGGGGUGCUAUGGGGCAGCAGGAAAUAUAUUCAUUGACAGUGGUUGCCACUACUGGGAGGUGGUCAUGGGUUCCUCAACAUGGUAUGCAAUUGGCAUUGCUUACAAAUCAGCUCCCAAGAAUGAAUGGAUUGGCAAGAAUGCCUCUUCAUGGGUUUUUUCUAGAUGCAAUAGUAACUUCAUAGUGAGACAUAACAACAAGGAAAUGCUGGUGGAUGUUCCCCCACAGUUGAAGCGUCUGGGUGUCCUUCUGGAUUAUGACAACAACAUGCUGUCUUUCUAUGACCCAGCUAACUCUCUUCAUCUUCAUACUUUUGAUGUGACCUUUAUUCUUCCAGUUUGUCCAACAUUCACAAUCUGGAACAAAUCCUUAAUGAUCCUGUCUGGUUUGCCUGCCCCAGAUUUUAUUGAUUAUGCUGAGCGGCAAGAAUGCAACUGUAGGCCACAAGAAUCUCCUUAUGUUUCUGGGAUGAAAGCUUGCCAUUAAGUUUCAAGUGAGCAUAGAAUUCACUGGCUCUCCAGUUCAACAGUUCUUCCCCUCCUAAACUUCAGUUAGUGUCUAAUACACAAGAUACAAAAUAAAGUUCAUUUGAAGCAUCCAAAAUAACUAGAUAUUAGAGAUGUAAUUUUUGUAUGUUAAAGCUUACAAUUCUAUUAAUGUUUUGAGUUUCUCAGAAUAAAUUAUCUGAGUAGUCUGGGUUAAAGCCAUUGGAGGAAAAUGUAGACAAUGCCUCUUUUGUCAUUGGAGAAUUAAAAAUUUCCAGUAACUUAGAAGUAUAAAUUAUAUUGAAAGGAAUUAAGAUAAUUCUAGGUAAAAAUGUAGAAUGAUGUUCUGAACAAGGAGCUAGCUAGCCAGAAAGGAGGGUAUCAACUUUUUUCCUGGCCAAUUUGGCCCACUAGAAUUUUGAACUAUUAAAUGAUUGCAUAUAAUAAUAAUUGCUUAUAAUAAAAACUAUAGUCAAAAAUUUAUUAUAAAGAAAAUAUGUAUAUAAAAUAUAUAAAAUGAAUAGAUAUAUUCAUUUUAUAAUUAUAUAUACAUAAUAAACUUUAUAAUUUGUUCAUUUGGGUGAGAAAUAUACUGAUAGGGAAAAAAUUAUACCAUUUAUUUUUGUCCCCUAUAAGGAACAUCAAAAUCAGUCGACAUUACUCACCUCCCUACAUUCAUCCCCUUUUAUCCCCUUCUGUCACACACACAUACACAUGCAAUAAUGACAUAGAUGGUAGGAAGAGCUCUAGGUUGAAUUAGGAGAGACUGAGGGACAAUACUGCAUAGGAGAUACUAUUGCUGGAUAGAGAAUUGAUUCAGGUAGAAGUGUUAUAUGUAACAGUUUCAUUGAUACUACCUAAUAAAGGAGGUUCCUCUGAAUUGUUAAAAAUUCUGAGACAGAAUAUUUCAAAACAGAGUUUUUCUAUUCUCAAGUAUAUAGUUACUAAAAUUAUGCUAAAAUGGAUGUUCUUUAAGCAUCUGCUUUAUUUACGUAAUCAGAAUGGAGUGUUAUAAAUACAACUAUUUGCACAUAAAUGUACUUGAAUUUCUUUAAGAAUGCCUGAGAACAGUUUGUCUUCUUUUUAAAAUAUUUUUUAAUUAUUAUUUUUUAAAUUGUUGUUCAAGUAGUUUUCUGCCUUUUACCCCCAUCCCAGCCCACCCCCACAAGUUUGUCUUCUUAAACAGGUUGAAUAGUUAUUCCUUUUACAAUUUUGUUUAUACUCUUUAUCUGCUUAGCCAACCCUUCACUGCAAAUACAGUUAUAAACUUUAUCCCAGUCCUCAUUGCUAUCAUUGAAGGGAAUAAAGGUUUAUGGUCUGUACUUUUCUCAAUUCCACUGCAGGGAUUAGGGAUAUCAGAACCAGAGCUUUUUCCUUUUUAGGAGUUGAGUCUGCUUCAAGGAGUCUACUUUUGGAGAUUUGUGAAAACAUUACUAUUGUACAAGGUGGUAGCUCUAACGAGCCCCCCAGAAUGGAGCAUUGAAACAAAGCCAAAACUCUUGUCUUUCUUUCCAUUACCUUGGUGGAUGUUGAUUCAUCAAUUCAUUCAACAAACUACUAGAUGCCAGGUACCACACUGCUGCUGAAAUACUGAUAAAACCCAGUUUCUGCUGUCAAAUGACCUACUAUUUUGUAGGAGAGACAAAGUAUCUAUAUAACUCCUCUAAAUAACACUUUUGUAUUGUUUGUUCAUGGAAAGGAAGCUGGAGACAGAUACAAAUAGCAGGCUCAGACUUACAUAUCUAGUGACAAAGUGAGCUUUUUUGUUUAAAAAUAUAUAUAUACUUACUGCUAAAUCAGAAAAUGAGCAACCUCAGUAAGAUUCUGCAGUGCUGGGAAAUAGCUUUCUGUAAUGGAGAACUCAUUGCCUUUGGACAAAAACAAAUGUAGUUUCUCUGCCAUUUACUAGCAGUAUGACCUAGGGCAAGUUCUUCAUUUCUCUGAAACUCUUUCCUCUUUUAUAAAAUACCUACCUAACAAGGCUGUUGAAAAGAUUUUAAAAGAUAGCACGUGUAAACUGAUGAGCACAGCACCUGGUAUUUAGUUAAGUGUAUAAUGAAUAUUAAGCUCCUCCCCCUACCUCUCCCUGCCCCUGCCCCAGUAGAGUGUAGGGGUGCUUUAAAAUGUAUGCCUUUUGUUUCCAAGUUACUCUGGUCUCUCCUUUGUUGCCUAUCCUCAAAUUCUUAAACAAAACAAAUUAUUUUUCCCCCUUCAUAAAACCUUUCACUGCCCCCUACACCCCAUAGCAUUCAGUAGAAGGUCCCAAUUACUUAGGAUUUGGCUUUUCAGGUCUCUAUGUGUUUUCCCAGCUUCAUCUUUGAUGUCACUUUCCCCCUCAUACUGGCUAUCCUAGCCAAGCUCAACUAUUUACACAAGUUGUUCUCUGGGCAUCGAACAGAGACAUAAUGAUUUUGACACCUAGAAGAAAUAAACAGUUGUGAUUUUUCUCAAGGGAAUAGAAUAAAUAUGAUAAAAGUGCAAAAAAUGUUCCACUUCCACCUCAGUCCAAUUUCCUUUACCCUGUCCUUGGGUCUCCCAUGUCAUUCUCUUUUUGUGUGUGCCCUUCGGAUUUUAGUGCCUUGAGACAAAGUUUCAACUUCCCUAUCCUACUUUUGAGUCUAGCCUGUACCACCUUUCCCCAUCCUCACCCUUCUUAAUCAAAUUAAUUUCUGAUCCUCUAGACUGGGUCAUGUUCUUCUCUUCGGAGUUCCUAUGGCACACUGAGCAUCCCUACCCUGCAUGCCUCAGUGAUAGUCAUAUUGGAUAGCAGUGUUUUUCAGAGUGUGGUCCUCAGACCACCUGUUAAAAUCACUUUUGCUGUUUGUUAAAAUAAUUGAUUCCGAGACCCUACCCAUGAUCUAUGUAGAACAUCUAGACACAUGGGUGAAAUUUUACAUUUUAAACAAAUUUUACAUUUUAAUAAGCUCUUCAGGUAAUUCUGAUGCACACAAAUGUUUGAUAUAUAAUAAUCAUCUUCCCUACUAGAUUAUGAAUACCUUGAGUGCAGGGACUGUGUGUUUGUUUUUGUUGUUGUGUUUUUAACACCUGACAUAGUGUGUGGAACAGAGCAGUUGCCUGGAUAAUGUUUAUUAAAUAAAUGUAUGAAUGAAUGAGUGAGUGAAUAAUCAAGGUUACUAGUGUUUAUUGUUUCCUGGGCAGAAGAGCUUGGUUAUAUCUCCAUUUGGGCUAUACUGAUAUUAUUUUGCAGAUUUCCCAGGAUUCAUAUACAUAAAUGAGCAUUGUCCUCCUCAAAAGCUCUUUGGAAGUUGACUGGGGGAAUUGUCUGGAGCAUGUAGCACCAUUCUUUUCAUUCACUUUUCCAACUUUGUUCUUUGAAGGUAGAUUUAAGUUUUGGUUAUAGUCAAAAAUCACUCAGAGCUAAGCCUACUGAAUAAAUUAUGAAAUGGAACUGGGUUUGAGGUAAGCAAUGAAGUUCCUAAGUCAAAUAAUGAAAUGAAAAUUACUUUCCAAGAAACAACAUGGUAACAAAGUACUCAGUGGGAGUGUGGUGUGCCCCAGAUACUUACUUCAGUAAACUUAAGACUUUCAUAGGAUAUUGGCAAUGCCAGGAACCUUAAGAGAAAUCAUUGAGUACCUUCAACUGAACCCAGUUGAAGAAAGGAAAUAGGACCUUGUAUUUAAAUUAACACCUUCAAGGAAGGUAACUCCAUAAGUUUUUGUUGUUGUUGCUCUACUCAAUCUAUUCUACCACAAUCCUUUCUGCUAGCAAAUUGUUCUGUCUACAAUUUAUGCUUAUUUCCACUUUUAUACUGUCUUAUUGAAGAAAGCACAAAAUAAUAAAAAAUAAAGUCAAACCUGUUUUGAGUAUAUGAAAGAAAUUUUAGUGCUGCAUUGGAGUUCUGGCUACUUGUAAGUAAGAGUAACUUUAUUUGUAUGUGUUUUUACCAUGCAAUUCCAUUGUGUAACUUUGGAUGCAGUGACAUUCAGAUUGCAGAAAAAUCAUUCACAUACUCUUUUCAGCUAAAAUACACUAAGUAAAUUUUCUAAUGUUUCGUGGUUUACAUAUUUAUAUAUAACUAUCUAGAUGAAGCAAUGCAUGGAUGGCGUUUUUGCAAAGUUCCAAUAUUUGAUACCAUUUCCUCUACAGAAUGGAGGAUGUGAGCCUGAUAGGUAAGAACUACUCCCACAAUUAUUUUAAUUUCUCAAGCCAGUUGUAGCCUUGGAGCCAUCAGGCUGUAUUUGGCUGUGCAUUACAGGUUGGUCAGGUUGAAUAUCAUCAGGUCAGGGAAAACUGCUUUUUGUAGUCUGAUUUGCCAGCUUCAGACCAGUGUUGUAUUGUUGUUGGCUAGAAUAUUUAUUAGAUGAUUAUUGACUAUUUUUCAUCAAAUAUUUUACCCAAGAUUUUGUUUGUUACUGAGAGCUCUGGCCCAAUAAUGCCUCUCUUAGUGACAGAAAUCUGACCAUCUGUGGAUUACACAGCCUCAUCCCUCUAAAACAUCCCAGCUUAUCCAAAAUGCUAUAUUAUGAGUUAAAUAAAUAUAUAUGUAUUCAAGAGUUAUUCAUUGUCUCUCACUGGAGUUUAAGUUGUGGAGGGUGGAGAUUAAAAGAAAUAAAGCCAUGAGUUGCUGGAAUUGUCUAAAUGAUUUGGGGGAAAUAGAUGGAGAUUUAGGCCAAGAGGAUCCAGGGCAUUGGAAAUUGAGAUCCAGUCACGAAGGCUUUGGUUUUAGGAGCAGUAUACAUUCAGGAAGACUAAAGAAAUAAAUGUAUAAGGCCCAAGAAAACAUGGCACAAUUUCAGGGACUGGGGCAGAAGGUGGGAUUUAAGGAAAAACAAAAAUCCCAGUGCUGGAGCCUGUUGGUUAAGGUCAGGUUAGGGUCAGAAGUGAGCUGAUUUGCUGUUCAAAUGCUGGUCUAGGAUGAGCCUGGGAGGUUCAGAAUAUUCCUCCAAGCUGGGUUUGAGCAUACUUGAAUCAGUAGUGGUUGCACUGAAACUAAAGGGGGCAUAUAAUAUGAAGCAAAGCCAGCUAGUCAAGAGUAGCAGCUAGAGCAAUAACUUGUAACAGGUUGUCAGACCAAGGGCCUAUGGGAACUAUAGCCCAAAGGCAAGAAGAUUAAAAUACAAAAGAGUCAAGAAUUUGGAAUGUUGGGGCUAGUGGUCUAAUUGGAGAGCAACCUGGGCAAAAACCAAAUCUGGGCUUAUUACCCACAGCUAAUAUUUUAUAUAAUUUUUGGAAGUGUGAUUUUUUUUUAGAAAGAUGGGCUCUAUUUAAUGUGCCAGGCCAGAACAGACACUGGGUCUUUUAUGUUCCCCUACCUAGGAAUAAGGGAGGUCCUAAAGUCUAAGAGAAGCUGAGUCUUUAGCUAGGGGACAGGGUCUGUUACAAAGGUUAGGAGUAAAAGAGGCCAAGCAGGUUGUUACAUAGAUAUUACAAAUGUAUAUAGCGUAAUAAAAUAAGAAUUCCUCACCUCCACUGAAUUUCUAGGGGUAGAGGAUCUAGUGGUCUUCCUAUAACUAUUGGGCAUAAUAUACAAAUUAUAAUUGUGACUAGUCUGGCCUGGUCAUUCAAGAGGCAUUUAUUCAUCACUCUUUACAUUCCAAGUGCUCUUCUCAUUUCUGUCAGGGAAUAUUAAGAUAAAAGCAUUCCUAACAUUUAUAAUCUAUUGGGAUACCCAAUAUAAUAAUUCUUUCCAAGUACUGUAUUUUGGCAUGUGUAAUUUACUUCCAUGUUUAAUGCACACCCACAUUUUUGGCCCAAACUUUCAGGAAAAAAUCUUUCAUUUUAAUUUUUUAAUUCAAUUUUUUGUUUAUUUAUA